AUGGCAGCCAGAGGCUUCUGGCUGGCGCGUGGAUUCCCAUGCACUUCUGCAGCCGAUGUGCCUGUCUGCAUGGUGGAGGAGAUGAAGAAAAACAAAGGGUUGUCUUCUGCCUUGGGAGUGCCUGAACUAUCUUAUGAUCCACUGCGGGUAGUAAUCCUCUCGUCGCGGAGUAGUGGAAGCCCAGGGUCGAAGAGGAGUGGCCAUCACUCUUCGACAGGUGGGAGAGCGAGCUCGGAAUCCCGGAAUCUCGGAAUCUCGGGGACCCCCCAGGAACCUUCGGGGAAGCGCCAGGGAGCGGCCAGGAGAACUACGUUCGGCCGGGGCGACAUGGAAGCCGUUAUCAAGGACCUCUUGAUCGGCCGCCCAAGGAAUCCUGACUGGUGGAGCGCAGAAGAAGAUCUUUCAUCUGGAUACCGAAAGAAAUUCUUGAGACUCAAGAACCCAAAGGACCCAGAGAAACAACCCCUGCUGCCAACGAGAGACACCAUUUUGAUGCUGCUAUGUCUUUUGUCUUUAUGUUGGUCGCCGGUGGGGGGUGUUCACUUGAUCCCAACAACCUGGGAAUCUGUGGGUUACUUGGGCGAAACAACAGGCAGGACGGAUUUCUGUCUUAGCCUGCAAUCAACCACCUCGCCAUUUCAAACAUGUUUAAUUGGGAUUCCUAUAUGGGGAACUCCUCUGAGUUUCAGGGAUACGUAG
Messenger RNA from Coturnix japonica (Japanese quail), 699 nucleotides. Lineage: Eukaryota; Metazoa; Chordata; Aves; Galliformes; Phasianidae. The record is from RefSeq and is a predicted model, not a curated record.